This is a messenger RNA of Schistocerca gregaria, 465 nucleotides long. RefSeq names its product acidic leucine-rich nuclear phosphoprotein 32 family member B-like. The record is from RefSeq and is a predicted model, not a curated record. Bases 1 to 465 code for a protein of 154 amino acids. The transcript is spliced from 3 exons. Lineage: Eukaryota; Metazoa; Arthropoda; Insecta; Orthoptera; Acrididae.
AUGGUGCUGAGUUUGGCUGAACUGCACCUGAUAUCAAUCCACAAGUGCAACAAAGAGAUCAAUGGAGAAAAUAUAGGAGCAGAAACUUCUGAUGAAGAAAGGGAUGAGGAUGAUCAUGAGUACAGCAGGCAGCUGAAAGGAGAAGAUGAAGAUGCUGAAGCAGGAAAACAAUUGGAGGAUGAAGACAAGCACUGGAUGGAGAAAGAAGCUCAAGGAGUUGAGACAGGUGCAAUGGGUGAUGAAGUUAAGGAAGGUGAUGAGGGUGGGAAAGAGGAACGAGAAGAGAGAACAGAAUGGGAGGCAGAUGAAGAUGACUGGGAGAAGGAAGGUGAAGAUAACAAAAAGGAAGAUAAUUUAGAUCAAGAAAAGGAGGAGAAGAACCAACAGAGACACGAUAGUUCAGAAGGUGUAGAAGAAAGGGAAUCUGAAGCAGCAGUAGUGUUAAUAGAAAGUUGUGUCAGCUAG